AUGAUUCGGCGAACCUCCCGGAGGGCGGUUGGCUACACCCCGGUUAACCCAGACACCUCCCCGAUGCUUGCCUACAGCCAGUACCACUGGCACUACAACCUCCCACAGGGAAUGGAGCGGCCGCAUGGCGUCAAUCGCACAAUGACAGCACCCUACGAAAGUGCCCACUCGCUUGUUAACAAGUAUCGCGGCGUAUGGGUCGAACUUGACAUGCACCCCGCCUUUCGCGUGGCACUGGAGCCGCAGUUGCGUAAACUGCCUCACGGAAGAACAAUACCCAAAACCUCCGCAGAGGAGGUUAUCGCGGAUUAUAGUAAUACGGCGCACCUCAUCGCGGAUGAGGUGACGAGGGAUCUUUGGUUGGCGAAGGUGCUCCAACACUGUGCGUUCCUGCGAAGCAACGCGGGCAUGGCGCUCUGGGAGGAGCACUGCCAUUCACGCUUUAUUGCCGAUGACGCCAGCGCGACGCCGCCGCUCCCCUUAGUCAAGGCCAUUCUGUUCUACUGCAGUAAAAUUGAUCACGUUGCGUGGGGCCCUAUUUUCCACAGGUGCCUAAAGGAUGGUUGGAACUACACGCCCUUGUUUGACACGGCCCAGUGGAAUUUUUUGCUCAAGAGCGUCGGGCGCAUGGGCGACGAGAGGGGCGUCAAACUCCUUCUAGAGGAGAUGCUGGACGUGCAGGCCGACUUGGAUCGUGUGGAGGCGCGCUCCAUCGUGGUUGCGCUGAACGCCGUCACCGACAACAACAUCUACGAGUACGUAAAAAAGUAUCUGUUCAACUUUGGCGAGAGGAAGGUGAAGUUCCUGCGUGUUACCUACUCCGACCUGCGCGGCCACGGGGCGGGGAAGCUGCGGAUUCCGCUCAGCGAAAACGACAAGAUGUACUACCACGUCUGCUGGCACAGCAGCAUCCGCGCCCCGCGACAGUUUUCACCGCGCCAGCUGUACUUCGACUACACACCGUCAACCCUCGGCGCGAGCGUGCACAACCCAAAUGCGAAGAUCGACGACAUUGUGAAGGACAAGAUUGAGAAGUGGAAGAUGGAGGGACUUCUCCCAGAGGACUACGUCCACGAGGAUCGCGUGUAUGACCGCGGAGCCGCCUUCAAGAACGUUGCCCGCCAGGAGAAGUGGAAGAAGAUGCCAAAGAUUGUGAAGAGCAAGAAGAUGGGUUACACAGGCGAUCCGUGA
This is a messenger RNA of Trypanosoma conorhini, 1191 nucleotides long. RefSeq lists its product as uncharacterized. NCBI's taxonomy places the organism in Eukaryota, Euglenozoa, Kinetoplastea, Trypanosomatida, Trypanosomatidae. The transcript has a single exon. The record is from RefSeq and is a predicted model, not a curated record. The coding region runs from base 1 to 1191 and encodes 396 amino acids.